UUUCUCUCACACCAGCAGUGGCGCCCUUUGGUUAGACAGACGGUUGUUUUUCUCUGAUCUAUAGACAGUAGAAGACAGCCGAAUGCUUUAGUUUUUGAUUAAAUAUGAUUUGGAUAUCAAUUGUUCUGCCUUGAAGUGCAUAAAUUAUGCGUCACUCGACACAGAACAGGGGAAAGGAAGAGAGGGGUCGGUCCAUUGGAGUUGUUCAUCAGUUUAUUCUGAAGCGUAAUUAUUUGUUUUGUCCAUGGCGUAUUUUUUAAUUAAAGAAGGGCACCCUAUGACUUCAUUGACAACAACAGACAAACGGAAAAGCAAAUUUAUUUGGUCAGAAAAGAAACUGGCACAUCAUAUUCUCAGUCACAGAACGACAACUAGAUCCAAAUAUGACUUUCUGAAUAUAUGUUAAUUUUGACAUCAUAACAUUUUAGCCCACUGUAUUUUCAAACCAUUAAUUCUCACUGUAGGUAACAAACAUUAUUAGAUGUGGUGAUGCAGACGGGACAUAUUAUUGGAUAGUGUGUGAGGUGGUUUGAAUGAGUAAAGCGGGACAGACGCCUUUGUCGGCAGUGGGAAGACUGUUGGGCAGAGACCGUGAGAUCAGAGGACCUUCUUCUGGACGUGACAGUGAAGGACUGCUGGCUAUGGGUGCAGCAAUGGGACCAUUACUGCUUUGGCUCCAGGAUGUGGCAGCGGUGACCCUGCUGAGAGCUCGCAGGACACUUCUAAGAGCUGCCGUCCUGUUGUGUGUCCUGGUGCUUCUCCUCUGGGUUUCCAUCUUCCUGUAUGGAAGCUUCUACUAUUCCUACAUGCCCAGCGUCAGCUUCUCCACACCAGUACACUUCUCCUACAGGACAGAUUGCGAUGCUUCAGAUUCAGUCCUCUGUUCUUUCCCCACGGCUAACAUCUCACUCUUGAAGAAUGGAAGAGACCAGGUGAUGAUGUCUGGUCAGGCCUACAGGAUCUCUCUUGAGCUGGAAAUGCCUGAAUCUCCUGUUAACGAACAGCUUGGCAUGUUCAUGGUCAAAAUGUCUUGUUAUACCACUGAUGGGAAAGUCGUUCACUCGGUGAUCCGCUCAACGAUGCUGCACUACCGCUCUUCUCUGCUGCAGACCAUGAGCACGCUGCUCUUUUCACCCCUCCUGCUCACAGGUGUGUCUGAGCAGAAACAGCUCAUCGAAGUGGAGCUCUUCCCAGAUUUCAAAUCGGACCUUUACCAACCUGCCAUUGGUGCUGUGAUCGAGGUUCAGUCUCGCAGGAUCCAGAUUUAUUCUGCCCAGCUCAGGAUCCAUGCCUACUUCACUGGCAUUAGAUACCUCCUGUAUAAUUUCCCUGUGAUGUCUGCAAUUGUUGGGGUGGCGAGUAACUUCACCUUCCUCAGUGUCAUUGUGCUCUUCAGUUACCUGCAGUUCAUCUGGGGAGGGCUUUAUCCACCUGAGCAGGUCAGAGUGAGGGUGAUGAUGGGAGACUCGACACGUCUUCAGCAGAGGAGGGAAGAAGCACGUAAACGCAUGCACUCAUCCGCCAGCACUCCUAUCAUUACGUAUGGAAGAGACGGCAGUGAGCUGGCAGAUCCACCACAACAACCCAAACAAACAGUUCAAAACAAAGGUGAUUUGGACACUCCUAGUGUGAUCGGGACAGAAGAGCUGAACCAGCUGCAAGAGGAUGAAGCUGCUCAUCCAACACGAGCUGCAGUGCAGAGUCGUAUGUAGUGCAGCAGGAAUCAAAGUUCAAGUGACGAGAUGACUGACCAGACCAUGGCGGACGAUUCGUUGCACAACAGAGCCCAAGCGUCUGACAAAUGUCUUAUCCUGUAGAAUGCGCGCUCAGCACCGCCGCUCUCUAUUCACAGAGUACACACAAUCGCAAAAUUGAAAGUAAAACGUGAGCACGCAUUCAAAUGCGAUUUCAAUACCCCACAUUUUGAAAGCGGCUCCCUGAUGCAUGCAAAUAUCGCCCAAUAUGAAAGCUAUCUUUGGCUGGGCUGUGUAGUUGUAACCUUUUGUUAGCUCUGUAUAAUGCUUGAAGAAAACUUUGGUCUCUAUUUGAUGACUUUGAUUAUGGUUGCACUUAUUGUUUGCACUUAAUAAGACCUAGAAAAAACGUGUUAUUUUUAUUUAUACUGUUUUUAUUUCUAUGAUCAAUUUGUGGAAAGGAGUUCAGUUAGGAGGUCAAAAGUUGCAGAAGCUCAUAAAUCAUUCUAACUUCUAAGGUCUGAAGAGACUCAUAUAAAAUCAUACAGGAGAGAAGCCAGUCAGUUGAGUUUGUGGCAAAAACUUUUACAGUGUUUGAGUAUUGUUAAAACAUUUCAAAUGCACCUGCAAACAAUUUUUCUAGUCAUGUAUUUUGUCAUUGAGGAUUUCUUAAAAAAAACUGUAAAAAUUGUCUCGUUCUCUUGAACUCAAUCUCGUGUCUUGACUCAUAAGCUAACUGUCUUGUCACACCCCUAAAUUUAACUAUCUUCUAUCUUAAUAUAUAUUAAAAUGUAAACUUAAGGAUGAUCCAAGGCACUCGAAUCAUGUAGAGAGAACUUUUUUUAAAAGCCUUUAUUUCAUCUUGGCUAAAUCUUAAAAACAGGUGACACAUACACAGACUGCACACCUACGCGUUGCGGCUGGUUUUGCCUUCGUCAGGGUGUGAGUAACAGACAGAGUUCAACAGAGUUCAUUUUGAGCAGCGAUUAAUUAGUCUAAUGACAAUCACCUGGUUGUGCUACACAGGAC
This is a messenger RNA of Ctenopharyngodon idella (grass carp), 2723 nucleotides long. It is a transcript of the gene bscl2, whose product is annotated as BSCL2 lipid droplet biogenesis associated, seipin. NCBI's taxonomy places the organism in Eukaryota, Metazoa, Chordata, Actinopteri, Cypriniformes, Xenocyprididae. Gene Ontology annotation, biological process: lipid droplet organization; lipid storage. The record is from RefSeq and is a predicted model, not a curated record. Gene Ontology annotation, cellular component: endoplasmic reticulum membrane. The coding region runs from base 534 to 1712 and encodes 392 amino acids. The transcript has 11 exons.